Messenger RNA from Pelobates fuscus (common spadefoot toad), 1867 nucleotides. It is a transcript of the gene ATG4A, whose product is annotated as autophagy related 4A cysteine peptidase. The transcript is spliced from 13 exons. The coding region runs from base 51 to 1247 and encodes 398 amino acids. Lineage: Eukaryota; Metazoa; Chordata; Amphibia; Anura; Pelobatidae. Gene Ontology annotation, molecular function: protein-phosphatidylethanolamide deconjugating activity. The record is from RefSeq and is a predicted model, not a curated record.
AACUAUUGUUGUGGACGAGAUUCCACCGGUCCCUGGGUGACAGGGCAGUGAUGGAGGCCGCUUUAUUGAAGUAUGAAUAUCAAGCUGCCUUUCCAGACUGCCUAGAUUUGGAGGAACUGCCUGAUACAGAUGAGCCAGUUUUCAUUCUAGGAAAGCAAUAUGACAUUAAAACAGAGAAAUGUAACCUGUUAUGUGAUAUAUCUUCCCGUCUGUGGUUUACAUACAGAAAGAAAUUCUCUCCUAUCGGAGGAACAGGUCCAUCCUCAGAUGCAGGUUGGGGGUGUAUGCUGAGAUGUGGACAAAUGAUGCUAGCACAAGCUUUAAUAUGCCAACAUCUAGGCAGAGAUUGGCGAUGGGAGAAACACAAAGAACAGCCAGAAGCAUACCGACGAAUUCUACAUUUUUUUCUUGAUCGAAAAGACUGCUGCUAUUCUAUUCAUCAGAUGGCACAGAUGGGUGUAGGAGAAGGGAAGUCAAUAGGUGAAUGGUUUGGACCAAACACGGUGGCUCAAGUUUUAAAGAAACUUGCUUUAUUUGAUGAGUGGAAUUCAUUUGCAGUCUACGUUUCAAUGGAUAACACUGUGGUCAUUGAGGAUAUUAAGAAAAUGUGCAGUUACCAUCCUCAAACCUGUAGCAUGUCACAGUGCAGCUCUUAUACUCACCAAAGUGCUUGGAGCAGAAGUGGAGACACAUCAACACAGUCCUCAGGGUGGAGGCCCCUCCUGCUCAUCGUACCUCUGCGACUUGGGAUAAACCACAUCAAUCCGGUUUAUAUUGAAGCUUUUAAAGAGUGUUUUAAAAUGUCACAAUCAUUAGGAGCUUUAGGAGGAAAACCAAAUAACGCUUAUUACUUCAUAGGCUUUUCAGGAGAUGAACUAAUCUACCUGGAUCCUCAUACCACACAGACAUUUGUGGACACAGAAGAAGCUGGCACAGUGCAAGACCAGACAUAUCACUGCCAAAAAAACCCUAACAGGAUGAAAAUCUUGAAUUUAGACCCUUCAGUUGCACUAGGAUUCUUUUGUAAAGAAGAAAAGGAUUUUGAUGACUGGUGCAGUGUUGUAGAAAAGGAAAUUUUAAAGAAGCAAAGUUUACGGAUGUUUGAAUUGGCACCAAAGCACCCACCACACUGGCCUCCUUUUAUACCACCAACAAAACCAGACGUUUCCACCACAGGUGCAGAACUAAUUGAAUCUACUGAUAAACUGUUUGAUAUGGAAGAAGAGUUUGAGAUCCUGACUGUGUGAAUGGUCUCUUAUUUUGUGCUGUGAUGUGGGACAAUACCUAAGCAAGCUUUGAUAACCAGAAAGUGCCUCAAACACAAAAGGAACAGCGCACUAGAGCAGAAUAAAGUGGGCUUUGGACCGGAUUUCCAGGAAUGGGUUGUAAAUACCAUAGUUGAGACUUACCUUCCUAUUUAGUGUGUGUUUCUGUCUCUUUAAAGACCACACACAGUACAAAAUGUUUACAGUUAAACUCCUCGCAUCCUGGUAAGGUUAACCGAGAUCGUUGAAGAAAUGUGUAUUACACAAAUUAAGGAAUGAAGACUACAGGUCAAUGCGCUCAGCAAAAAGGGGACUAUUCAUGCAGUACAUAGUAGCAGAAAAAAGUAACUGUUUUCUUAUUGCAAUACUCUAAAACAAACAUAUAUAAAUUUAUUUUCUUUGUAAUACUUUUACUGCUGGGAAUAUUAGACAUACUUUCACUCUAUGAAAUAUAUAACUACAGUAUGCAAUUUUGAGCAGUAGGCCACUAUAAAAAAAAAUCUAAUUAGUAAAGUAAAUACAGGCAUUACAGUGCAAGGUAACACAAAUUAUGAUACGAGGACCGAAUUUGAUGAGGAUCUUCUCACAUGUCAGUAUAGUUU